AUGAAGAUCAUUGCUGCCAUUUCCCUUCUUGCCGCUUCGGCUUCUGCCUUUUCCGUGGACACCAUCCCAGGUGCCAUUGCCCCAACUGGUCUCUUUGACCCUCUUGGCUUUGCCGCUAAGGCUGACGAGCCAACCCUCAAGCGAUACCGCGAGGCUGAACUCACCCAUGGCCGUGUUGCCAUGCUUGCCACCAUUGGUUUCUUGGUUGGUGAAGCUGUUGAGAGCAAGACCUAUCUCUUCAACGGCGAAGUCACCGGACCUGCCAUCACCCACUUGGCUCAAGUCAACCCUGUCUUCUGGAUCUUGUUGGGUGCUGGUAUUGCCAAGGCCGAGACUCAACGUGCUGAGAUUGGCUGGGUUGAGCCCAAGAAUGUCCCCUUUGACAAGCCUGGUCUCUUGAGGGACACCUAUGUCCCCGGUGACAUUGGCUUUGACCCCCUUGGAUUGAAGCCUGAAGACCCUGAAGAGUUCUUCCAAAUGCAAACUAAGGAACUCCAAAAUGGACGUCUUGCCAUGCUUGCUGCUGCUGGUUUCCUAGCACAGGAGCUUGUCAACGGAAAGGGAAUCAUCGAGAACCUUCUCAACUAAGCCAGAUGAUCUUGGCGUUACUCAGAACUUGUACAUAUGACAGCAAGCAACUGGACAUAGCAUUUUAAACUAAGCAAAUUGAACAUAAAAGAAAUACCAAAA
Molecule: messenger RNA, 690 nt
Organism: Seminavis robusta
Lineage: Eukaryota; Bacillariophyta; Bacillariophyceae; Naviculales; Naviculaceae
Source: the annotation of a GenBank genome assembly